AUGAAUAAAGCACACCAUGAAACUCUUCAUAUUUCAGUGAGAGUUACUGAUGUUCAAGUCACUGGACGUGGGGUUAAGACCAUUCAUAUUGACGGUGAACCUCUCAACCGUCCAGUUCGCAGCUUAUUCGAUAUUCGCCGCGUGUACCAGAAAGCGCUGCGGACUGCUGAGUUGGAGCCUCUAUUGAGCCAAGCCGAGAAGCCUUCCCGAGGAAUUGGUAACGAUCGCGUAGCAAAACUCCCUCCUGGCAUAGGCGUGUAUCCUACAUGGAGUUACCACAACCACCAUGGGAGAACAAUCAGCUCCCAUAAUGACUACCAUUACACCACCGCUCACUAUAGGGCACACUUUCAGGUGUUAAAGGCCCUAGGCUACUGGUUGUUGUGGAGCAAGAGGGAGAGAGAGAGACGAAGGGCGAAGGCUUGA
This is a messenger RNA of Fusarium vanettenii 77-13-4, 426 nucleotides long. RefSeq lists its product as uncharacterized. The record is from RefSeq and is a predicted model, not a curated record. NCBI's taxonomy places the organism in Eukaryota, Fungi, Ascomycota, Sordariomycetes, Hypocreales, Nectriaceae. The transcript is spliced from 2 exons. The coding region runs from base 1 to 426 and encodes 141 amino acids.